Mesorhabditis spiculigera is the source of this 609-nucleotide messenger RNA. Lineage: Eukaryota; Metazoa; Nematoda; Chromadorea; Rhabditida; Rhabditidae. The record is from the annotation of a GenBank genome assembly.
AUGCUCCGCUACGUAUCCCUGCUUGCCGUCGUCGCAACGGCCAUCUCGGCCGCGUGCACUGAUGGAAAGGAAAAUGCCUUCACACUGGCCAACGUUAAUGAUGCCAGCCUCUCGAUCCACUUCGAAAACGUCGUCGUCCAGACCUACGAUGCGAACAUGCAGCCAGUUUGCGAGAAGAAUGCCCCGUCCCUCAACCUCCCCGGCGUCAUCAAGCUUGUUUCGGGAGACAUUAAGGUCACCGCCGCCAACGAUUUGUCCCAAGAUGAGGCUGAUCUCUCCCUGAAGAAGGACUCCCUUCUGGUCGGAACCGUCUGUGAUAAUGGCAAGAGCAAGAACCCAAUCCUGCCCGACAAGGACUGCAAGAUCACCGAUGUCUGCAGCCUGCUGGGCGCUGAUCUGUGCAAGCUGAUGGGAACCCCUGGAACCUAUGACUUGGCCACGAUUGAAAAGGAUCUCAACAUCACUUCCACUAUCACUCUGCCGAAUAUCAAUGGAGCUAUCAACUCGAUUCUUAAGGGCAACUGGCAAGUCGGGAUUUCUUUGAAUGGUGGAGGCAAGACCAUCGGUCAGAUCAAGCUCCCCGGAAACGCCGACUGGAUCUACAUCAAC